GAGAGAGGGCCGAAGCCGAACUCUCUCACAACAUAAAAUUGCGUCACGUUGUUUUUACGGGGCCGCAACCACGCCGGAGGACGGGAAAGACAGUAUGGUGGUGGGCAGAGACGGUGCCGGUGGUGCCCAGAAGGUGCCCCGGCUCAUGGGCAACCCGGCCAACAUCCGCAACCUGUGCAUCAUGGCACACGUGGACCACGGCAAGACCUCGCUGGCUGACGCUCUUGUGGCCUCAAAUGGUCUGAUCAACCAGCGGCUGGCCGGGCGCAUCAGAUACAUGGACAGCCGCAAGGAAGAGAUAGAGCGUGGUAUCACCAUGAAGAGCUCCUGCGUAUCCUUGGCCUACAGCCGCUCAGACAAUGACUACCUCAUAAACCUCAUUGACUCCCCGGGCCAUGUGGAUUUCUCCUCUGAGGUGUCGACUGCAGUGCGGCUGUGCGAUGGUGCCAUUGUUGUGGUGGAUGUGGUGGAGGGUGUGUGUGCCCAGACCAAGGUGGUGCUGAGGCAGGCGUGGCUUGAGGAUAUUCGUCCUGUCUUGGUGCUCAACAAGAUAGACCGCCUCAUCCUGGAGACCAAACUGAGUCCCCUUGACUGCUACUAUCACAUUGCACAGGUUCUGGAGCAGGUCAAUGCUUACAUGGGUGAGCUGUACAACACAACACUGCUGGGAAAGAGUGCGGAGGAAAUGGAGAGACAGAAGCAGGUGGAUAGGGAGAGGCGGGUGUCUGAGAGGGAGCGGCGGGUGUCUGAAUCCAUGACGACGGAGACUCAGGUCAACUUUGCUGACUGGGGGAUAGAGACGGUUGAUGACUCUGACCUCUACUUCUCCCCGGAGCGAGGCAACGUGGUGAUGGCCAGCGCCUAUGAUGGCUGGGGCUUCAGCAUCCACCAUUUUGCCAGCCAGUUCUCCACCAAGCUGGGGAUGAACAAAGAGGUGCUGAACAAGACCUUGUGGGGCGACAACUACAUCACCACCAAGGCUGGGCAGAAGAGGAUCAUGAGUGGUGCAAGGGACAAGCGUAAGAGCCCUCUGUUUGUCACCCUCAUCCUGGAGAACCUGUACAAGGUCUACAACACAGUCAUGGUCCAGAAGGACAAGACAGAAAUAGAGAAGUUGUCUGAGGCUUUGGGAGUCAAGAUGCCGGUCGCCGUGUCCAAGUCAACAGACCUGCGACAGAAGCUCAACUGCCUGAUGAGUGGGUGGCUGCCCCUCGCCUCUGCGGUGUUGGAGAUGGUGGUAGAUCACCUCCCAACUGCCUCAAACAUCUCUGAGGAGCGUGCAGUGAAGCUCAUGUGUUCCGCGACCCACAGGUUUGACGCGCUGCCCCCACAGACCCAGGAGCUGAAGCAGGCAUUCAUCAACUGCAGCAGGAGUGAAUCGGCGCCUCUCAUUGUGUACGUGUCAAAGAUGUUUGGUGUUCAGAGGAAAAAUUUACCGGAAGAUCGAUCAGGACGGACAGGGUUCACAGGGGGUGGAGGUCAAGGACUGAUGACAGAUCAGGACCUGGCCGCUCGCAGGGAGGAGAUACGACGGAGGAAGGAGGAGGCCAGCAAUCAAGGAAAUAAUGACGCAGAACUUCAACUGUCUGAGGAGGAGGUGGCCGAGAUGAAGAGGAAGCACGAGGAACUUAUGCAGGAGAAGAGGAAAGCUGAGGAGGAGAAGCAGAAGUGGCUGGAGGAGGAGGUGUUUGUGGCCUUCGCUCGGGUGUUUAGCGGCACCUUAACAGUAGGGCAGAAGGUGUAUGUCCUGGGCCCCAAGCAUGACCCCAGCACCGUCCUGGGUCUGCUGAGUAACAACAAGGAGAUUCACGAAGAAGAGCUCACAAACUUCAAGCACAUCCACACCUGUGAGGUGUCGGGCCUGUACCUCAUGCUGGGGAGGGAACUGGAGAGCCUGGAGUGUGCGGCGGCGGGCACGGUGGUGGGCAUCACAGGGCUGGAGGACUGCGUCAUCAAGAGUGCCACCCUGUCCUCCACCCCAGCCAUGCCGGCCUUCACUGAGCUCACUCUGGGAGCCACACCCAUCCUCAGGGUGGCGGUGGAGCCCCAUGAUCCCCGGGACUUGCCUAAGCUGCGUGCUGGCCUCAGGCUGCUUAACCAGGCUGAUCCUUGUGUCCAGGUGGCUCUACAAAGCACCGGCGAGUAUGUGAUUGUGACGGCCGGGGAGAUCCACCUCCAGCGCUGCCUUGAUGACCUUCAGGAGAGGUACGCCGGCGUGCCCAUCCGGAGCUCCGACCCCAUAGUGCCCUUCAGGGAGACUAUCAUUCCUCGGCCCACCGUGGACAGGCUCAACGAGGCCAUUGAGGGCGAGAAUGUCAACACCAGGAAGACAGACAACAGUGACCCUAUGGGAGUGGUAGAGGUAAAUGGCCGGCUUGGGAGACUAAGGGUCCGAGCAGUGCCCCUGCCAGGCCCUGUCACCCAGGUCCUGCAGGAGCAUGAGGAGGUGCUGAGGCUGGUGUCCCUGGCAGGAGGGGUCAAGACAGCAGACACCUCAGACCUGCAGGACCUCUCCUCCUCCAGGAUGGACGGAGAGAAGGCAGAGGCCCUCCAUUUGCAGGAACUUGUCACUGCCUUGGAGGACAGGGAGAAGCUGAACCGGGAAGCUGUGGUAGCCAUAGCCAAGCUGAAGGCCCUCCUUGGCAAGGCAUUCAAGGAGGCUGGAGAUGAGUGGAAAAAUGCCAUUAACGAAAUUUGGAGUUUUGGUCCUGGAGGAUGUGGCCCCAACAUCCUGCUGAACCGCAUCCCAACAUACCCAAGACACUCAGUUUGGGAAAAGUCCACAACUCUGGACACUCCACUGGCCCUUUACGACACAAGCUUUGUCACAGGGUUCCAGAUGGCCACCAAGGCGGGGCCGCUGUGUGAGGAGCCCUUGAUGGGGGUGUGCUUUGUGGUGGAGGACUGGAGUCUGGCCCCCAGCACCAACACAGAUCCUGGUGAAGAACAAGCCAGGGUGCAAAAUAUUUCCUCGGGGCAGGUCAUCUCCCUCUCCAAGGACACACUCAGAAAGGCCUUUGAGCAGCAGUGCCAGCGCCUGAUGUGUGCCAUGUACUCGUGUGUCAUCAGCGUCACCUCCGAGGUGGUGGGCAAGAUGUACAGCGUCAUUGGUAAGAGGCAGGGCCGGGUGGUGGACGGGGACAUCACUGAGGGCUCCACCUCCUGGAAUGUCACCGCCUACCUCCCUGUGGUGGAGAGCAUGAACUUUGCCAACGAACUGAGAAAGUCUACGUCAGGAGAGGCCAUGCCCCAGCUGGUGUUCUCACAUUGGGAGGUGCUGGACAUUGAUCCCUUCUGGGAGCCACAGACCACUGAGGAGCUCAUGCACUGGGGGGAGAAGUCCGACAGUGCCAACAUCGCACGGAAAUAUAUCAACGCGGUGAGGAAGAGGAAAGGUCUUGCCAUUGAUGAAAAGAUUGUGGAGUUUGCAGAGAAGCAGAGAACUUUAUCCAAAAAUAAAUAGUGAAUUCAGUUGCACCAAAUUUAUGGGAUCAUGUGAUAAUGUUGUCGGUUCCUGAAUGGUUGAUUAUACGUGAUAAAAAAUAAAGUAUAUUUGUUACAUAUAACCUUUGCAAAUGCCUCCACUGAGAAUGUCAAGUAAGGACAUUAGUCUGUAAUAGUUGGACAAGUGAAUGGCUUACUAUUAUCAUCUCUUCAGAGCUCCCUCAAGGUGCACUUUGUCACUUGCAGAAUUUAAUGAGAUCAUUAUUCUAUCACUCAUCCUGUAACAUAAUUCAUAGUACUACUUUAAUAUUAAAAGGUAAAUGCUGAGUUCCU
Messenger RNA from Eriocheir sinensis (Chinese mitten crab), 3777 nucleotides. Its product is annotated as elongation factor-like GTPase 1. The transcript is spliced from 11 exons. NCBI's taxonomy places the organism in Eukaryota, Metazoa, Arthropoda, Malacostraca, Decapoda, Varunidae. Gene Ontology annotation, biological process: cytosolic ribosome assembly. Gene Ontology annotation, cellular component: cytosol; ribonucleoprotein complex. Bases 95 to 3463 code for a protein of 1122 amino acids. Gene Ontology annotation, molecular function: ribosome binding; GTPase activity; GTP binding. The record is from RefSeq and is a predicted model, not a curated record.